AUGUCAAUAUCUCAAUCUUCUGCAGCUCCAAAGUACUUGCAAGAGGAUGAAAUAGUCCCAGAAUGCAAGGACCUGCUUUCAACUCUACCAAAAGAAAAGGGAUGGGCUGAACCUCAUCUCUACAAGUAUCAAGGUUUUUGGUAUCCGGCCUGGCAAUUCCAAGGAGUUCUUGAAUGUCAACAACACUUCCAAGCUCAAGACACCGAUAUUCUCCUCGUCUCAGCCCCCAAAUGUGGCACAACUUGGUUGAAAGCCUUAGCUUUCACCAUAAUCAAUCGCAAUUCACACUCCAUUGAUGAUCCUGGAAAGCACCCUUUAUUCUAUAACAAUCCUCACGACCUUGUACCUCAGUUAGAACUUGAAUCCCACAUUGAUAACCCGAUCUUCAACCCCUCUUCGCCUAGACUCUUUGCAACACAUUUGCCUUAUAUUUCGCUGCCAGAAUGCGCCAAGAAUUCAGAAUGUAAACUUGUAUAUAUAUGCCGAAACCCGAAGGACACUUUCGUGUCUCUUUGGCACUUCAUGAAUGAGUUAAGACUCAAUCAUUUGGUGUCUAUUUCUCUUGAAGUAGCCUUUGACAAGUUCUGCAGAGGAGUCAGCAUUUUUGGACCCUUUUGGGAUCAUGUGUCAGACUAUUGGGAAGAAAGCAGAAAAAGGCCUAAUGAAGUUCUCUUCUUGAAGUAUGAAGAAAUGAAAGAAGAUCCCAAUCUCCAUGUCAAACGCUUGGCUGAGUUUUUUGGGGUCCCUUUUUCUAUAGAGGAAGAGGCAUCAGGGGUGGAGGAUGGAAUCAUAAAGUUGUGUAGCUUUGAAAUUUUGAGCAAAUUGAAGGUGAACAAAGAUGGAAAAUUGCCAAGUGGUGUAGAAAACAAAACAUUCUUUCGGCAAGGUGGAGUUGGAGACUGGAAAAACUACUUGUCGCCUGUAAUGGUGGAAAGAUUGGAUUGUCUUACUGAAGAGAAGUUCCAAGGUUCUGGAUUGCUUCUUUAA
Messenger RNA from Coffea eugenioides, 987 nucleotides. Its product is annotated as cytosolic sulfotransferase 12-like. Gene Ontology annotation, cellular component: cytoplasm. The record is from RefSeq and is a predicted model, not a curated record. The transcript has a single exon. The coding region runs from base 1 to 987 and encodes 328 amino acids. Gene Ontology annotation, molecular function: sulfotransferase activity. NCBI's taxonomy places the organism in Eukaryota, Viridiplantae, Streptophyta, Magnoliopsida, Gentianales, Rubiaceae. Gene Ontology annotation, biological process: sulfation.